Micropterus dolomieu (smallmouth bass) is the source of this 3084-nucleotide messenger RNA. RefSeq lists its product as uncharacterized. The transcript has 6 exons. The coding region runs from base 97 to 3024 and encodes 975 amino acids. NCBI's taxonomy places the organism in Eukaryota, Metazoa, Chordata, Actinopteri, Centrarchiformes, Centrarchidae. Gene Ontology annotation, biological process: microtubule-based movement. The record is from RefSeq and is a predicted model, not a curated record. Gene Ontology annotation, molecular function: microtubule motor activity; ATP binding; microtubule binding.
GAAUGUAUCCGGUCCCUUGAUCAAGAGCAGUCACACACACCUUUCAGACAAAGCAAACUUACUCAGGUUUUGAAAGACUCAUUUGUUGGUGACUCAAUGACAUGCAUGAUUGCCAACAUUUCACCUGGCCACAUAGCAACUGAACACACACUUAAUACACUGAGAUACGCCGACCGGGUGAAGGAGUUGAGGGGACAGGGAGGACUAAGAGGAGGAAGAAGAGGCAAGAUAAUACCCUCCCCCAAACCUAACCUGUCCAACAGCAACAGCAGCAGCAGCAGCAAUGGCAGCAGUAGUGGCAUUCAAGGGAAAAGCCCCCCUAAAAAGCCAAAGUUAGGGAGACAAAGAGAGGCUUUUGGCCCCACCACACCUUCUACAAUGUUGGCAUCAGGGGGCGCAAUUCUCUGCUCCACACCCAAGAACAGCAAAUGGGGAGAGGCAACAAGUCCAAGAGCAAGAAGGGGAAUUGGACUUGAACAAAUUACACCAGUCAGAGGCUUGCUAGAAAUGGGUGAUAAGAGGGAGGGGAGGGAGAGAGCAUUUGGGAGGGAAGGUAGAAGAAGAGAAAGGUUUGAAGGAACUGACAGUGCAGGUCACUUAAUUAGAGACCAGAUCGUCGGGGCAGGGCUGGUCUUGGGAGAAGCAACAGAUGAGCACCUUCAGACAUGGGGGUUACAGGGGGAAUGUGGAUUCUACCACAGAGAAAAAGAGAACCAACAAAGCACUUUGGAAAGGGGUAAAGAGGAAGAAAGAAGGCGGAGAGAACAGAGAAGACAAGUGGAAAGCAGUAGAGACACAUGUAGCAAAGUAGAAAGGCUAAGGGAGACAGAUUUACAAAUGUGUGAUGAAAAGGAUAAGGAGAAACAUCUGAGACAGUAUCACCAGCAGCUGCAACAGUUUAUGCCCUCAUCUGUUUCUUCAUCUGUCCAUCUCUUCUCACCCUCUACACCGUCUUUCUCUUCAUCGAAUCAGGCCUCUCUCCCCUCCUCUGCCUCUCCAUCUUCCUGUUCUUCUCUCCAACACUCUUCCUGCCUCUCAGUUUCUGCCUUUAUGCAUCAUGGUUUGGAAGAGGUUUUAGAUGCAUACAGAGCCAGGGUUGAGGUUAGGGCUGAUGGUAACAGAGGACAGUUGUCUUUCUUCCCAAGUGGAGAUACUUGCUUACAAACUAAAACCUCUCCAAGCUACAAUAAAAACAAGGAUGAGGUUGGUCAUGGUAAGUCAGGUGGUACUGGUGAACAUUGUAGGGUAUCUUGGGAAGGAGCAGAGGCAAGAUUUGGACAAGACGGAGGUAAAAGUGAGAAGAGGUCACUGAAGGCAACAGGUGAAGGAGAGGUUAGAGUAAGGAGGGAAGACCGGAGGCCAGCUGGGAUGGAAGGAGGAGGAGAGAGGAGGUGGGCUUGGGUGGCAACGACAGAGAGAGAACAGGCAGAGAGGAUGACAGGUGCAGUGCCAGGUAACGCAGAGGCAACAAUGUCUCACAACUGUGAUUCAGAAGAGAGUAGAGUGGUUGAGGAAAGACUAGAUGCCUCAGAUCACCCAGCUGAUGGAGUGUGGAGUAAUGAGGAGCAAGAAGGAGCUGACCACUAUGGCUUAGUGUCCACCCACAGCAACAGCAUAUUUAACCACCCUCCUGUUAAACCACCCCAUCCACGAGCGCCUGCAGAACGACCCCUCUCCCCAGGCUGUGAACAUACCAACACACUCCUGACCCCUAAUAAACUCAAUGAUCUCUCCCUUAUAUUAAAACAUACAAGAUGCACCUCAAACAUCCUGCCUCCACCGCUGCAAAAUGCCCAACAGGGAGUGACAUCAAGCAGCCCUAGAAUGAAGGAACCAUGGUUUGCUGCUAAUGCCAAUAAAAGAGAGUUUUCAAAUACUCAAUCGACCACACUCCCUCUCACUUCUCCCAUCGCACAGAAUGGAUGUAAAAUACCUGCAGAACAUCCAGCUGACACUCAGGUACACAACCAUCCAGGGGUCAAACCCAAAAUGUCUAUUUUACCUCAAGAAGAGACUUCUGCAGAUUCUCACAGCUACAUCAUGGACCCCCUCAGUAUCUCCUUGCUUCAAGUGGACCAACAGGUUGCCACAGCCUCGUUCCUCCAAGGGGAACUGAACAACACCUCACUCUCUCCACUUGAGAAUGAAAGGGGAGAAGAUAACAGGAGGGAAGUGCGAAAAGGGCAUCUCACAUGUGCGGAGAAAGCGGUGAAAGUUGUAGAGGACGAGGACGUAGAAUUGCGCCUGUCUCUUUUGGAGCUGCCACAAACCCUCUGCCCUCCCACCUUUGACACCAUGAAAGCUAUUAAUCACUGUCACAAUCAUUGUGGAAUAGGCAUGAUGAAGCCUUCUAUCGCUGAGGUUAUGCUGGUCUCCCUCCAAGACCAAGAUAACAAUCAUAAACCUCAAACCAUGCCAGCUAUUGAAGUCCUGGGCAAAAGAGUCCUUGCAUCGCAACGUAAACCCUGUACACAUGCUUCUAUGCAAACUUCUGUCCAGCACUCUGGGAACAGUAGUUCACACAGCUCGCACAAUCUAAUGACAAAUGGUGCCACCCAAAUGCCACCAGAAGAUACACCCAAUGUGCACAACAAACUCGCUUCUUCCCUUUCAGCGAGACAGUCAGAAAGUGUCUUGGGCAAGGCGAACAAAUUGCCAAAGCAGUGUCACACCGUACAAAUAGACCAUUCCAACAACUCAAUCAUCUCACUCCAACUAAACUACUCUACAGAAUCAAAUAAUCAAGAGGGCACCAGCAAUCGACAAAUUAGACCUAUAAUCCAUCUGUCCACACUGGAAGACCUGAAGCAUGGCCAGUGGCGUGUUGUCCAGGCCCAUUGGGAGCAGCUAGAAGAGAUGGAAGCUUUAUGUCGUAAAGAGGGGACUCUUCUCUGCCAACAACCUGAUAUGGCAUUUGGGGAAUAUGUCCACAAGCUGCAGGAGAUCAUGGAGAGAAAGGCAGAGUGUGUCCACAGCAUGAUAGCCCAGCUGCAGCCAUAUCUUCAGCCCAAUCAUUCUAACUAACCACACAACCAAAGAAGAUAUUGACGAUCCAAUUAUUUGAAUAAACUAAGUUAAUAAUCA